Molecule: messenger RNA, 6259 nt
Organism: Aphanomyces invadans
Lineage: Eukaryota; Oomycota; Saprolegniomycetes; Saprolegniales; Verrucalvaceae
Exons: 17
Coding region: 292-6021 (1909 amino acids)
Biological process (GO): UDP-N-acetylglucosamine biosynthetic process
Molecular function (GO): UDP-N-acetylglucosamine diphosphorylase activity
Source: RefSeq, a predicted model, not a curated record
CUAGAAUGCGAUCGCCAGUCCUGCUGCUGGAUGACGGGCGCCCCCAUCAAGCACCCGCAGCGGCGCCGACGCAGAACACGGCAACGUCCAACGACGCCUUGCAACGACGUCCGGAUAAUCAAUAUGCGAUAUCCCAAUGCACUUGAGUGAAGUAUGGAACGACAUCGCCAACUAAUCUCUUUAUCCGGAUUCCUCAUGAAAUUCUAAAAAUAUGCGAGGUGUUACCCACAACUUGGUUUCCCUGCCCCAGAAUCCGACUCGCCGCCGCCACGACCUUUCUCCGUCGCCUCCAUGGACCAACCCCCAGAAAUGCCGUCAUCGCCGUCUCAUUCACACUCGACGUUGCGGCAACCCUCAUCUCUGCAACUUCUCCAGGAACAAUUGGGACCCAAGAAGUGGGAAAACCCCCUCGUGCCCGAGGCGACACGAGCGAAAUUCCGUGAUGCCCAACAGCUCGAUGUGUUCCAAUUUGUCGACACGGAAGGAAUGGUGACGGAUGCUGACGUACAGACUUUGCUCGAUGAUGUGGCGGAUGUAGACCUUGAUUAUAUCAAGAAGAUUUACACGGAGUCGCUGUUGUUUGACAAAGGCGCGAUGGCAAGCUUGACCAAUUGCUCCAUUGAGCCGUUGGACGAAUUUGACUCCGUGCUGACAUCGUCUCCGGAAACCAUCGCGACAUGGCGAGCACUAGGAUACAAUGCGAUCAAUCGUGGAGAAGUCGCCGCCAUGAUCUUGGCCGGUGGCCAGGGUACUCGGUUGGGGUUUGACGGCCCGAAAGGCAUGUACGACAUUGGUCUGCUGUCGAAGAAGAGCUUGUUCCAACUCUUUGCCGAACGAGUGCUACGCAUCCAGAAAAACGCGAAGAAGCACGGACGCAUCGCGCAUGACCCUGUUGUGCAGCUCUACAUCAUGACGAGCCGGAUGAACCACGACACGACGACAACAUUCUUUGAAGAGAACGAGUUCUUCGGACUCAAGGCGUCGCAAGUCACGUUCUUUCCGCAGGGUACUCUCCCGUGUUUGACGAAAACGGGGCACAUCAUGCUGGAAACUCCCCACAAGAUUGCGCGCGCGUCGGAUGGAAACGGAGGCGUGUUUACGGCCAUGCUAAAGCACAACGUCCUUCAAAAGAUGACCCAGGCUAACGUACAGCACCUUCACGUGUUUUCUGUCGACAAUGCGCUCAACAAGGUCGCGGACCCAGUGUUCCUCGGCUACUGCAUUGACAAGCAAGCGGAGAUUGGGAACAAAGUCGUGUGGAAGACUAAUCCGGAAGAAAAAGUGGGUGUCGUCGCGAAAAAGGACAACAAGUUUUGUGUCGUUGAAUACAGCGAACUCGACGCACAGAACGCGCAACUGGUCGACCAAACGACGGGAAAAUUGGUUUACGGCGCCGGUAACAUUUGCAACCACUACUUUUCAGUGCCUUUCCUCACGCGUACGCUGGCGACGCUGGACUUGCCGUACCACAUCGCGAUGAAAAACAUUCCGUCUGUCUCGCUGCAUGACACCACAAGCAAGACCUUUCCCGGUAUGAAGUUGGAAGCUUUUAUUUUCGACAUUUUCGCCGCUGCCACGCAAAUGGCGGUGCUGGAAGUUGCUCGAGAAGACGAAUUUGCCCCCGUCAAGAAUGCCAACGGAAACACGGACAAGGGGUAUACGGUGGAUUCGCCAGACUCGGCCCGCUACUUGUUGAGCUCCCAAGCCAAGCGUUGGGUUGAAGCGAUCGGCGGUGACCUCAAAUUGCAUUUGGUGACCAAAGGUGAGCUUGAAAAGCAAGGCAAGCGCUUGAAGCGAUGGUCGAAGCGGUUUGUCGAGUUUGAUGCAGCCACAAACUGUAUUACGACGUACAAGUCGGAGGAAACCAAGUCGAAGAAAGCCAAAACGUCGUCUGUCGUGAAGUGCGAGCUCGAGGAACAUUUAGGCGUGUCGGUGUUGCUCGGCAACGGGAAGGUGCUUAAGCUCAAAUGCCCGACCGAAGACGAUCAAAUCCACUGGAACCAAGUCAUCACGGAAGCAUUGCAACCCAACAUUGCUAACGAACGGUUGUUUGAGGUGUCGCCGCUCGUGUCAUACGAAGGGGAAGGUCUCGAAUACCUGAAAGGGCGCCAAUUUUCGUUGCCGUGUCACGUGUCGGAGAACUUUGCGCGUCGAUUGAGCAUGCACGUUCCGUCUUUUGCGUUUGUAUCCAACUCGAAGAUGAAGAGUAUUGUCGCAGAUGGCACCGAACUCGUCGUAUCAGAAGUUGAAAUCGCACCAAUUGUGGAGAAAACCCACGACAUCAUCAUCGAGACCAAGUUUGCUGCUGUGACCCCCCUCGACGUUCAGCUUCGCACGAAGGAGCCGGACGCUGUUCCUGGAUACGCCGUAUCUGGUGUAGUCUCAUCUGUGGGCAAUGAUGUGACCAAAUUUAAAGUUGGCGAUCGUGUGUGCGCAUUGGUCGCCAAGACAGGUUGGAACGAAUUUGUCAAAGUGCAAGAGAACGACUGCGUCGCCAAAUUGCCGCUGCGCAUGCCCCUGUCGUUGGCUGCGCAAGUUCCCGUCACGACAUUGAUAGCUCAGCAUCUCAAACAACACGUUCAAUCCGGUGAUCGCGUGCUCAUUGUGUCACAUGGUUAUGGCGAUAUUGGAUACGUCUUGCCGCAGCUGUGUGCAUCUGUCGGGGCGUCGUGGAUUGGGAUUUGGACCAACCAGCCCGAAAAGUUCGCAUUGCUUGACAUUCCCGUGGUCUCAAGCGUUGCCGAGGCGCAACAACUGGCCAAAGCGGCAACGAACAGCGACGUGAGCCUGGCAAUUGAUGUGAGCUUGACCCCGCAAGUCGUGGGGCCUAUCAAAACUGUGACCAUUCAAAACUUCGUUGGGUCUGUUCCGACCUUCACAGCGGCGGAUUUGAGCGGCAUGGUCGAUCGAAUUGCCAGCGACAUGUUAAGCUAUCCGUCGUCGAUGGUAAUCGAGAAGCCCUUCGCGUCGGUGGAAAUGACCUUGAAGUCGCUGUCGACGAGUGUCUCGCUCCGUGUGAACAUCCCCGUCAUCCCUCAAACCAUCAUCUCGAAACUCGAAGAGGCCAAACAAGACCAUGUGUUGAAGUUUUACCAAGCAGGCAAGCUCACCAAUUCCGAAAUCGACCAGUUGAUUGAAGAUUUGGAACAUUUGGACUUCGACCACUUGGGCUCGAUCUUCCAAACGAGCAUGAAGUCGGAUGGCGCGCCGUUGACGGGGUCGCUGGAGCCAUUAGACUCGACCGAUUCCAUCAGCACGACCCCCGCAGCUACACUCGCAGCAUGGCAAAAUAUCGGGACGGAAGCUAUCCGCCAAGGAAAAGUUGCGGCGUUGGUUCUGUCUGGUGGCCAAGGCACGCGAUUGGGCUUUGCUGGCCCGAAAGGCAUGUACAACAUCGGGUUGCCCUCCGAGAAGAGUUUGUUCCAGCUGUUCAGCGAACGCAUUCUUCGCCUUGAAGCGUUGGUUGGCGUCACGGGCAAAAUUCCGUUUUACAUCAUGACGAGUGUCAUGAAUCAUGACACGACCGAAGUCUUUUUCAAGCAACAUGAAUAUUUUGGGCUGCAGGCUUCGCAAGUCAUGUUCUUUCCCCAAGGGACGUUGCCAUGUUUUACCAAAGACGGGAAAUUGAUGCUGGAGAGCGCGGGCAAGCUCGCGACAGCGUCAGACGGCAAUGGUGGGGUUUACACGGCAUUGGAAAAGAGCGGGGCGCUUGCUCGCAUGAAGGAAGAAGGGACUGAGUACCUCCAUGUUUUUUCGGUGGACAAUGCCAUGUGCAAGGUCGCGGACCCGAUGUUCAUUGGAUAUUGCAUUGAAAAGAAUGCCGACUGCGGCAACAAAGUGGUGUGGAAGACUCGCCCAGAAGAAAGCGUCGGCAUCGUCGCCAAGCGCGGCGGUCAGUACUGUGUCGUCGAGUACAGUGAAAUGGAUAAACCAACGAGCGAACUCCGAGACCCCAACACGAACCAACUUCUUUACGGAGCGGCCAACAUUUGCAACCACUUUUACACUGUAUCGUUCUUGACCGAUGUCGUGCUGCCUCAAAUGAGCCUUCAAUACCACGUUGCUCACAAGAAAAUUCCCAUGGCCGACGAAAACGGCGUCACGGUCACGCCAACUGCAAACUCGGGCGUGAAGCUGGAAUCGUUUAUCUUUGACGUGUUCCCGCUGUCGCAGCGCAUGGCUGUACUCAGCUCAAACCGCGAAGAUGAGUUUUCCCCUGUCAAGAACGCACCUGGCAACCCUGUCGAUUCCCCAGAUUCUGCCCGGCAAAUGCUCCACGACCAAGCUACUCGUUGGUUGAAGGCCUCCACAUCGUACGAGUACCUGGAGAUCUCGCCGCUGGUGUCGUAUGCCGGGGAAGGCUUGGAUGCUUACAGAGCCGAUUUGCCAUUUGCCCGAGUACUUUGCUUAGACUCGAAGUCUCAUCCUGCUAACGCCCACUGUGUACCAACUGUGCUGCGUCAUCGUUUGGAAGAAUUUAAGCAGCAGCAUGUGUUGCACUUCAUUGACAGCGGCAAAGUAUCGAGAUACGAAGCUCAAUUGCUUCUUCAGGAUCUUGCGACAAUCGAUUUCUACCACCUGAAAGCCAGCUUCGAGCGAUCGAUGCAUGGUUCGGAUGGAGUUGACACGACUGGGGCGCUGGCUCCCCUAUCGGAAGAGGUCGCGAGUUUGGCGGACUCCAGCGCCGCGGACAAAGACAAGUGGACGCACGUUGGUAUGGACGCAAUUCGCAAUGGCCAAGUCGCCGCUUUGGUCUUGUCGGGAGGUCAAGGCACACGCCUGGGCUUUUCUGGCCCCAAAGGCAUGUACAACAUUGGUUUGCCGAGUGGAAAAUCGCUGUUUGAAUUGUUUGCGUUGCGAUUGCUCAAGCUACAAAACGAAAGCAGUGGGAUCAUUCCAUGGUUCAUCAUGACCAGCAUGCUCAACCACGAAACGACCGUUGCGUUCUUCGAGAAGAACUUGUACUUCGGCUUGAAGGCAGCACAAGUGAUUUUCUUUUCGCAAGGCACACUUCCCUGCCUGACCGUCGAAGGCAAGCUGAUGCUGGAAACGCCCAGUAAACUCAGCCGUGCCCCGGACGGCAAUGGGGGAAUCUAUCGAGCCCUCGUCGACUCUGGCGCAUUGACCCAAAUGGAAACACUCGGCGUCAAGUACUUGCACGUGUUUUCGGUGGACAAUGCGAUCUGCAAAGUUGCGGACCCAGUCUUCCUUGGUUACUGCAUUGCCAAGCAAGCCGAUUGCGGCAACAAAGUUGUGUGGAAGUCGCGCCCGGAAGAAAGCGUCGGUGUCGUCGCAAAGCGUGGUGGGCAGUACUGCGUCGUAGAGUACAGUGAAAUGGACAAGGCCACAAGCGAGUUGCGACACCCAGACACAAACCAACUGCUCUACGGGGCCGCGAACAUUUGCAACCACUUUUAUUCCUUGGAGUUUUUGCAAAAGUGCUGCCGCGGCGACAACAUGAACGUGUACCACGUUGCCCACAAGAAGAUUCCAUACGUGAGCUUGGAGACCGGCCAACUCGUCGCGCCUUCGUCCAACUCGGGCAUCAAAUUGGAAGCGUUCAUUUUUGACGUCUUCCAGUACGCCACAGCGAUGCAGGUGUUUGAAGUGACACGGGACGAAGAAUUCGCCCCGGUCAAGAAUGCCAAGGGCAAUGCCGUCGAUUCUCCCGACACGGCUUGCGAAUUGAUUUCAAACGCUGCGAAGAAGUGGAUCCUUGCGGCCGGGGGCUCGUUCGACCCUGAAACGUCGGGAUUGUGCGAAGUUUUGCCUACCGUGUCGUAUGGUGGGGAAGGCCUGAAGGAAUUGGUGUUUGCGAACAUGAAGCUGCCUCUAUUGUUGGACUCGAGCCGACCAAAGGGACGCCGAACGUCAUCCGCAUCCAACAUUCAUCCGAGUCGACCGGAAGACAAUGCGGCGAACCAGCCCCCCCUCCGCCAGCCAUUCUUAUCCGACCCAACGUCGACGUCGGUGGGCAACGACCGACCCAAGAAUGCCAAGAAAAAGUGCGUGAUUCAAUAAGGACCAAGCCAACGCGUUUCGUUUAUAUCUCGCGUGUCACGUUUCCACAACCAACCGACAACUGGACGAAUUUCGGAAGACUUUUGCCAUGUGUUGUGGGGACGUAUUCAUGCUGUUAAAACGUCUCGGGCGUUCGUUUAGCGCAUGUUUUCUGCGACAGAUUGAAAGUUUAAACAGACGUGGUAGACACGUUAAUUAGUAUAACUUAUAUCAGGGGGAUGGGCCAACAAGCCACAUG